Nasonia vitripennis (jewel wasp) is the source of this 9706-nucleotide messenger RNA. Its product is annotated as GTP-binding protein Di-Ras2. NCBI's taxonomy places the organism in Eukaryota, Metazoa, Arthropoda, Insecta, Hymenoptera, Pteromalidae. The record is from RefSeq and is a predicted model, not a curated record. Gene Ontology annotation, molecular function: GTP binding; GTPase activity. The coding region runs from base 956 to 1759 and encodes 267 amino acids. The transcript is spliced from 9 exons.
CGCUCCGUCUGCGCGUCGAGACGCUUCGUGUGACUAGUGCCUCCGUCGAACGGACAACCUCGUGCUUGCGGGUGUCUCGUUGUAUUCAAACCUAUAUACUAGGAUUGUAUAUUGUCGUGUGACUCGCGAGUGUUGUAGCUAUUUUUGGCGAGAGGAUUGUUGUGGUAGACUUGAAGGUUUGUUGGUGAGACAGGUGAAGAAGAAGAAGCUCGGCUUGUGGGGAGGAGAUACCGAGGAGUAAGGAGCAUCGGGGAAGGUGGGUUGUUUGGACUUUUGAUCCUACACGAAGUUAACCAUACGUUGAGAGACGAGGAGGACUGGAUGGAGUAGGAGACUGAAUUGUUGUCAGCUUUCGAGGUGAAGUGCGCCAGUUACACUAUCACCAAAUCGACCAAUAUGGAGUAAUCUGCGAUGAGCUGAAUUAAACAUCGCCACAAUGUAAAGCCAUCCUCGUCUGUCCUACGUCGAGGGAACUGACCGGAAGAUCCCGUACGCCCUCGAGCUGAUUAUACGCGAGGGGAGAGAACCUCCCGAAAAAAUAACGAAGUCGACGAUACACCAUGUAAGAAGUCGUCACAGACAGGUACCCGCUGGGCGCCAAAUAUUCCGGCCGGAAAUCAAAGGGUCGAUUUAUGCGCGCGAUUUAUCCCCGGCUUGAAGUGCUACCGCACAGGCACAGGAUUAACGAGCUGAGAGAGGAAGAAGAUUUUUCUCCGCGUCGAGAUAUGACGAGGGCCGACGCUCUGGUCAGGAUAGAGCACGUAUAGAUCCGAGAUACGCGGUUCCGACGCCUCUCCAGAGAUAGACAGAUAUGCGGAUACGCUGAUGGGAUGAGAAGGACUGGCCGCUUUCACUUGGAAACUCAUUCUCCCAGACGAGGAUCCUACGAACUCUGUGAUACGAGAGCGUCAUAGAUAGACAGAGAAGCGAAGAAGCGAAGCGUGCAAGCGGAAAAAUGGCGGAUUACGAGAGGAUCCGGCUGGUGGUGCUGGGCGGAGCUAGUGUUGGGAAGAGCGCGAUUAUCCGGCGGCUGCUUGGCCAGGGCUUCAGCGACAAGUACAGGCCGACCGUCGAGGAUCUCUACUCCAGGGAGUGCAUCCUCGGGACACUCACCCUCAAGGUCGAUCUGCUCGACACGGCUGGCGAUCAGCAGUUCCCGGCUAUGCGCCGACUGAGCAUAGCGACAGCCCAUGCCUUUCUCCUUGUCUACUCGACUUGCUCGCUGGCGAGCUUCGAGUGCGUCAAGCGCUGCUUUGAGGAAGUCCGAGAGCAAAGGGCCGACUUUCAGGAAGUGCCGAUAGUGAUAGCCGGCAACAAGCUCGACCUGUCGCUGGCGCAUCGGGAAGUACCGAUCGAGGACGUUAGCGAGUGGCUCUACUGCGAGUUGCCAAAGCUCAGAGCUAAGGUGAUCGAGUGCUCGGCGAAGGACGAUUACAAUAUUAAGGAGAUAUUUCGCUGCUUUGUCACGCUGUCCAGGAUCGUGCCCAAGAACCCGACCGGAGAGACCGACGAGUCGGGAUUGAGGAGACGAUGCUCGGCUUAUGGAUCGCGGAGCGCGAGGCCAGGGAGUCCUGGCAGGUCCGGGAACGGAAGCCCGAGUAGUCCGAAGCAGGUGCUGGCAGCCCAGGGUUCGAGCGUCGUCACCGUCGCCGAGGAAGUAAAGAGCAAACCUCGGAGCCGUAGCCUCAUCAGGCGCGCCUCUCGCAAAACCAAACAGCAGAUACGAGACGCUCAUGCCGAAGACUGCAACAUCUCCUAAGCUAACGAACUCGACGUGUGAUAUAAGUGAGCUUUCGACGAGAGCUUCAGCUUGAUUUUGAAUUUGUUUAGUAAGGACGUCCUGCAGUGAAGAGAGUCGAACUUUUGACGCGACGUGUAUGUGAUGGGACGAGGAAACGAGUUUCUCUGAUGUUGCGCUGGAUAUAACGAUGUGGAUGAGAUUGACUUCUAUAGGAUAUGAACAUCGAAUUCAAUAAUAUCAUGCAAUGUGUUCGUAUUUUUGUUAAUCGGGGAGGAUUGAAGGAGAUCGGUCUCGUUGAAUGAUUUUUCGAUCCGCGUCAGUAAGUGUAAGUCGAUUCUUAUGAUUAAUCAAUGAACAUACAGACGUUCUUCGUUGACACGAGAAAAAAUUAAAGCAAAAGAGUCAAAAAAAUAUCCUUUCAAAUCACACUCAGCAAACAGCAACGAGCAAACAAUCACAACCGCGUAAUAAUCAUCGUAAUCAUAAGGUUAAUUAAAAUUUCCGUUUCGCACGCACGAACCGCACCUGCUCACCCUAAUCGCGACGCAAUCAACUACACAAGGGACUCUAACUGCGUAAUUCGCAUAGCAUACUGUGCUCUCAACGAAAAUUCCUAUUGUACACGCGGGGAAAGAAGUGUAAGCGGGCGAAAAGCAACAAAGCUGAGAUCAAAGCGGGAAAUUCCGGGGUCUAGCCUCUUCCAAUGCUGUAUUAUGCACUACGCGAGGGUCGAAAAUAGCCGAGCUUACACACAAGCGAGUCGCGGAAAUGCAGAGUAGAGAGAAUCGCGCGCGUACGUGGACAAAGGACGUGACACGAGCUUCGCGAGUCGUGACAAAGUAGCUAAAAAGAAAUAAGCGAGCGAGAGAGAGAGAGAGAGAGAGAGAGAGAGAGAGAGAGAGAGUUUAUUAUUCUUUAUUUUUUAUUCUUCUGUACGUGCGUUCCGAGAGAGGAUUUCCAUUUGUAUUUUGUGUUUUUGAAAACGGGAUUUUUCGACGUUACUUUUUGUUAUGGUAUAACUCUUGGAGCUAACGAUGGGCUUAUGUUUUCUAUAACGAAUCAAUUAUCUUUAUCAAACCCGAUACUUUUUGUAACACAAACGAAGCUUUCAAGCUUCCAAAGCGAAAAGACGUAUAAAAAAAGCGCAAUCUCAGAUUUCCCGAAUUUUGACGAACGAAAUAAUGCUCUCUCUCUCUCUCUCUCUCUCUCUCUCUCUCUCUCUCUCUCUCUCUCUCUUCAUUCAGGACUAAAAAAGUCCGAUCGGCUUGACUCUUAUAAUUGGUCCGCAUCUCGCGCAUUUGCUGCAACAAAGAAACUCCACGGUCGCGCGCGUGUCCAAUUAAAAAGAAAUGAUGGUGCACGCAAGGACGCCUCCGAAAAAAGUCCGACGAGCUGAGAGAAAGAGAGAAAAAAAAUCCUUAAUAAAGCAUAAAAAAAAGAGGCUCGUGAAAUUACACCGGCUCCGAUCUUCGUACAAAGGGAGAAAAUCGCGUUGCAGGCGGCUCUUUUUCGGCUGUAGACGGGAUAAAAAGGAUUAUGCCUCGGGUGUGCGGGUGAGAAAUUAACGUUCAUAGUAGUUUAGGCUUCGGUUGAAUUAUAGAACUUUGUAAUAUUUACGCGAUUUUUAAGGGACGAAAGCGUUUCUUUUGUUAAAGCUCGUCCUUUUUCGAGGCCACUUGGUAUGCGUGAGAGUCGGGGGCACAGGCUUGGAAAAAACUUUCUUUACGGUGUCGCACCGCGCUAACUCAAUAUAAAAAAGGAGAGAAAGGGAGGACUAAACAAUGCAGUGCGCGUAAAAUUUCAAGACACUAUCAGCCACUCCACUCGAGACAUCCCCUCUUCCCGAGAGCUCAAACAUAUUCGCUUUGACCCGCGACUUGUCCCACAUAUUCCGCCACUACGGUUAACUCCAUUAUCGCGUAAUACAACGCGGUACUUGCCUACACGGCGGUAGAGAGUCAGUGAAGAAAGCCGCCUCUUUGAUAACGCAUAUACAGGUCGAGAGCGCAGGAAUGAACGAGUGAUAUCGCGAAAAUUGAGGGUAGAGGGAGGCGUUGGACUGUGACUAAUUAUUAUUCGCGGCUGCCGGCUUCUCGAACGCGCUGAACUUAAUCUUUUGGAGUGAGAUUAUGAGGUAUAUAGUGUGAAGAUGCUGCUUUGGAAAGUUCCUUUCGAUAUUGUUAUCGGGAUAUUAUAUUAUGCGUUUGAUUUUUUAUACGUGAGUUUUGACGUCAAUCUUGAACGAACUUAUUUUGCGUCGUUUUAUUAAUUAUUUUUAAUGGCAAUUAAAAUGUAAUGUGUAUAAUUUUAUUCAUUGACUGAUGUUCUACAGUAAAACGCAAUUAUCAACGGUAACUCGAUCGAAGCGAAGAAUCAAUUUGUGCAAAUUUUGCGCAUCGUUACAUGCAAAUUUGUUUUCCAAUAAUUAGUGCAUCGCGUUCAGGCCUUGUAAAUUAUUGAUAAAUUUUCGAAUACAACAUUAUUAUACAAGCGGUUACCGAAAUUCGGAUCAUGUUGGUUUUAAAAUUUUGAAAGGGAUAUGAUUAAAAAUUCUUAUUCGGAGUAUAAUAGCAAGCUUUCGAAAAUAAUAAUAACAUGUAACGUAUAUAUUGCUUAUCGACAAAAGUUUCAUCCGGGCUGUAUUCUUAGAGCUAAAAUUAUCAAAACUAUGCGGGCGGGGUUUCGUAAAUAGAGCAAACAAAUUGAAAAAUGAUGCUCCUGAAAAUUUAAUUUAAUUAAAUAUCAAAUUCAGCGUGGGAUAUAAUGAAUUAUAUUAUUAUUAUUAAUUAAUUACAAAUGUAUUUUACUUUCUCUUUUCAUUUUUCAUUUUUGAUAAGAAAUAUUUAAUUAGUUAAAUAUUAAACAUACUUCGAAUUCAGUAUUAUAAUAUCGAAGCUGUCAUCUCCUUAAUUAAGAGCAGCAAUUUUAUUAUAUUUGUUGAAGUGUAAUAUACUGCCAUUUCAAUAAUCAAAUUAAAAAUUCGUAUCAAAAAAUACAGGAAAAAUUAAAUAACUAAAAAGAAAUUUCUCAUAAAAAGAAUAUCUUAUUCUCACACGAAACCCUUUUCCGGGACGCGGAAAGCCCAUCGAACCUCAUCAACAAUAAAAAGAAAGUAUACACGCGGUAUAUUUGCCCCCCAAAAAAUGUUCUCGAGAUAAAAAUCUGCGCUCCUCUCGUUCGGCAAACUUCAAAGAGCAAGUGAUAAACUCGCGCCAAAGAAAAAACAACAUCGAGAUUUUCCUCCCGUAUGUUAUAAACGCACCCCUCGAAUGUCCUGGAGGACUCGCGAAUAUGGGCUUAUUGCGCAUUUCUUAGCCCGAGAGGGGGAUGUAUCUAGAAGCGACUGACGAACGAUCUUUGGAUUUAGCAUAAGGAAAAAAGGACCCUUCGCUCUUGCGAGAUAUCGUUUUAUCGAUUGACUCCCUUCGAGGUCGUCAUGGGGCGCGAGAUACGCGGCGUCUCGAUUUAUUAUGUACAUCUUUUUUGAACUGGUGCGUAAAAAUUAAGGCCAAUAGUCAAGAUUAAAAUCAGGGGGUGGUUUCAUGGUUUGGCGGGAGUAGCGUAGUUGCUUGGAAUUUUCGUUGAGAGCGCGUGAGAGAGGUUUGAGCUGGUUUUAGAAAUUGUGUUAGUAAAAAUGAAAAUCAUGCACCAUUUACAGUUUACCAGAUUUAUAUGACAGUAGUUAUUGUUUGUGACUAUAGGUGCAUCAUGUAAGUAUAAGAUAACGUGUAAUCGAAGUCUUAUCACAAAAGCAAGAAAAUAAAAAAAACGAUGAACUUAUAUAGAACUUCAAUUUGAACAAUAUGUCGGUAUGCUUUAUUUUGUGAAACGAUUAUACUAAACGAAGAAAGGUAUUGUGCUUGUUUCAAAAGCACUUCUAUUUUGAAAGAAGAAGAAAAAUAUGAAAAUUGCAAUAAAAAAAACAACCGAUAUACUUGUAUAGACGAUGUUGCCAUUCAUGAAAAGACCCAAAAUCUCACAUUCCUAUAUAAUACCGACAGAAAUAAAAAAGGAAUACCUGUUAUAUGCUAUAUAAAAGAAUAUUGUUAAUGUUGAAGAUGUAUGAUUAAUACUUACGAAUCAACCAAAAAAUUAUUAUUAUGCAAACAAAAUUAUCUGCAUAUGCUAGCUUGUCGAUAGUGUACUUUUGAGUUUCUAUAAUUUAUUCUUAAACUGCAUAAAUUUAAGAUUUAUCAAAUUUACACAUACAUAUAUAGUAACAAUAAUGAUAACAACCGUCCCAUAUGAUCAACCAUCAGAUAAGUAGAGAAUAAUCACGUUUCUUAAAAUAUGUAAACGUAAAUAAAAUUGAAGAAAUGCAGACUAACGAAGAACGCUAGAAAAGGAAUUUCUCAUAUCACAUACGAUUGCAAGAUAUACUGUACAAGUAUAUUACGUAUACACGAGUUAAACAAAAAAACGAAGUGUAUUAUAAAAGUCAACAGGAGAAUACACUUUAUAUUUAAGCGGAAUACCUCGUCGUUAAACUUUACAGAUUAUGCAUAUAACACACGAGUUUGUGUGUUUCACUCAUUUUAUAGAACUGUAAAUGCAAGUUUGUCAUUCGAAGGCAGAUCAUAAAGACCUGCGGCUGUAAGAUUUAUAGGGUCAUAUAGAGAGAUGUUAUAAAUAUAGACAUAUACUCAUACCAGUUUUUAAAGUUAAGAGAAAAAACUGUCAUUUAUUUAAUUUCUUUCAUUAUUUCUGUUUUUUACUUAUUAAUAUCUUCAGUAUUAUAUGCAGAAUUUUUUCUCAUCAAAUGUAACUAACGUUUUUUUUUAAUCGAAUGAGUUAUAAAUAGUUAUGAAACGUUAAUAUUAUCUAACCAACUAUAACAUAAAAAAGAAAUAGAUUCAUCAUAAAAAUAUAUGGAAAAAUACGUACAAAUUAGUACAAGGAAUUUCUAUAUAUUUUUAUACACUUCUUGGUAGAAAAGUAGCCGAAAUAAGCAAAUUCUUGAGUAGAAACUAAAAAAAUUUAGCUUCACAAUUAGCUAAUUUUCUACCGAGAUAAAGUACAGUGUGCAUAAAUGCAAAGCAUAUAUCGUCGAAGGACUUUGAAAAGUGUAAGUUUUUAUAAUUGAAAGCCAGUGCGUAAGCUUAGUUUAACUUUCCGGCGAAUCUCUACUGUAUUCGCCUGAAAUAUUAACUAUAUCCAUCUAAAUUCAGUAAAAAUUUAAUUUACUUCAAGUUUGAAAUUCGUUAUUCAAUUACAUUAUUUAUAGUCUAUAAUAUAACGUAAAAAAUAUCAUAAUUUCCUGUUGAAAUGAUCCGAUAUAGAUUAAAGUUGUAUCUUAUGAUUAGGACUUUCUCAUAACUAUAAUAACGAGAAUUCCAUUUAUUAACAUACUUAUAUAAUAAUAAAUUAUUAUAAAUAGGAUUUUGUAUGCUAAAUAAAUAUUAAGUUUCAUACAAAUUAUAAAUUCAAAAAUAAUUAUAGCGCAACACAUAUAUAUAUAUAUAUAUAUAUAUAUAACUGAAUAAUUUAAAGAAACUUAUUAUAUUUUUGGAAAAUUAAUAAAUGGCACAUUUCGUUUUUUUCAGUUUUUGAAAAUUGAAAUAUUUUAUAUUUCAUGCUUUGAGAACCAAAUUUUAUAGAGUAUAUGAUAUACUGAAGUAUAUAUAGUUCAUAAAUAAGUUAUUGAAUUAAAAGGGUUAAUAUUAUCACGAUAUUCCUAAUGAGCAUAAAUAAAACAGUAUAAAGACAAUGCAUUUAUCGCGAUAAACUUAUUUAGGUGCUUUCUUAUACUUGCCAUAAUACAAAUGAAUUUUAUAUUCGCUGAGCGAAACGAGAAUGAUAAAUAUUAAAGUACAUAAAAAGAGUAAAACUGUACUGAUAAAAGACUGCAGUGCAAAAAAAUUAAAGUAAUUUUAUUUAGUUGAUCACAUUAUGUGCGAUUAAUCAAAUCUUAAAAUAUUUAAAGAUAGUGUAAGUAUAUAAGUUAUCCGAUUUCAUUGAGAACACGUGAAAAAUUACGAAAGAAAAAAUAAAUAUAAUCGUAGGAUGUGCAAAAUAUAAAAUAAUCAAAAAUUAAAUCCAUACAAUACACAUCAAUGAUAUAUAUGAUGAACCAAAUCCUAUUAUUUUAUAAGGUAUAUAUUUAUGUUAGCACAAAAAUAAUCUACUCCAAAAUCUAUUUUAAAAAAUCUGUAUAUAUAAAAAACUAAUUUAUAUAUAUAAUAAAGCUAACGGAAAACAUAUAUACAAUUAUGUGUAAACGGUAUUCGUAUAAAAUCUUGGAAUGUGAUUCCACUUUAUCAUUGUGUUUUAUCUAUAGAAGUCAUUAAAAAAAAUCAAUUCAAGCAAACAAUCAAAUAUUAUCUAUAGCGAAUCAUUAAUUAUUAUUUCGUUUUAAUUGCUACAUUGAUUAACUGAUUUUCGUUAUUGAAGUAUAAAUAACGAUUUAAUACUUACACAUUAAAUCAUACUUUAUUAUUGCACUAUUUUUAACAUCAAAAUAAAUAUGAUUUGAGUAAUUUCAGAAAGUCGCUUAUAAAUAACUAUACGUACACAUAAUACAAGUUACAAAGUAACUGUGAAUUCGCAUGUAUAUGUGGAGUUUUUAUUGUGAAAAUAUUAUGAAUAAAACGUUGAACCAAGAGGACCAUUGUAUACCUAUCCUAUACAUAUAUACUUCAAGGAAAUAUUUAAAUUAUAUAGAUUGCAUAUAUGAAAGUUUUUUUCAAACACCUGAUGAAUUUCACUGCGUUGUCUGAAAUCGUAAUAAAAAUGCGAUGCUAUAGAUAUAGUUAAUAGAUUCAUCAUAGAAAUAUAGAUUUUUUGUUUAUCGCGUGGAGCACGAAUUUGUCUCAAAAGUACUUUAUGGAUAGCCAUGUAUAUCUGUAACUGUCUAUAGCUGUGUAGCCAACAAAAAUUGUACUUUAUCGCACAGAUCGCAAAGGUAAUAAAUUAUAUAGAAAAAAAAAUGAGACGAGAAAGAGAUAUAUGUAAAAUUGAACUAUAUAUCAACAAUCAUAAAAAUAAGCAAUGGUUGCAUUAAAAGAAAUAGUUCAAAGUAAGAAGCUGUUCAUAAAAGUUGAUAGCCAAUAUAAGAAUUGAAAAAUGUCUUUGACCCAUUCAAACUGAGUGUCUCUCCGUCUCUCUCUUAAAGUAACUAACCAAACGAGCACUAGAACUUUCCAAAUUUUUUGCACCACUCGAAAUGCCCCGAAUUUCAUCGAUCUAGCUAUCGAAAAUAGAAGUUUAAAAAAUUGCUUAGUUUUAGAAUAUGCAAAAUAUAAGUAUAUAAUUUAAUGAAAUUAAAAAAAUCUUAUGCAAAAUGUCUCAUGGUACUUAUAUUAUAUCGACUGAAUUUUGAUUGUGUAUUAUAAGUAGGUAAUAUCUUAUGAAAAUUAUGCCUCAAUAUACUUAUUGGUUGAAAUAUUUAAACAUUUUUCAACAACUACUGACGAACUUCGUCUGCUCCACAGUAGUCUUCUUGAAUUAAAAAAAUUUAUGUGAAUAUUUUAUAAACUUCAACUACGAAUUUUAUAACAAUUAUUGCUUAAAAAAGAUUAUCCUAAUUACAUAUUACAAAUAGAAUUUAUUUCUCAAAUAAAAAUUAUUAAUGGCUACGAGAAACGAACAAAUCUUUUGUUAUCCACUCAGAACAGUGAAAACGCUACAGCUAUAUAGUAUAUUUAAAUUUGCAACUCUGAAUUUUGCGUACCGCGGUAAAAUAAUAAUUUUGUACAAUAAAAGCUAUAUCAUAUUAUGCAAUAGUAAAAAGGCCGGGCAAAUAUCAAAAAGUUUGCCUCGAGUGCGCAUCUCGGGGCUCUUGUUAAUUUCCUAUCUAUUGUAAUAGCGGCAAACUUGCCCUUCUAUAGUCAAAACCGUCGUGUCAUCCCCGAAAGAGUCGACUAUCGGGUGUGUAUACACGCUGUACAAUAUUGUUUGUCAAAACAAUAAGAAGAAAGACGAAAAGUGAUCUAAAAGUACGUCAAUAAAGACAUUUUAAAUAAGCUU